Messenger RNA from Cydia pomonella (codling moth), 684 nucleotides. It is a transcript of the gene lin-52, whose product is annotated as protein lin-52 homolog. NCBI's taxonomy places the organism in Eukaryota, Metazoa, Arthropoda, Insecta, Lepidoptera, Tortricidae. The transcript is spliced from 4 exons. The record is from RefSeq and is a predicted model, not a curated record. Gene Ontology annotation, biological process: regulation of DNA-templated transcription. The coding region runs from base 100 to 474 and encodes 124 amino acids. Gene Ontology annotation, cellular component: DRM complex.
GAACUUCGAUAUUUACGGUUAUAGCCAGGCUUAACGUUAUAGCUAAAGUCUGUGGCUGCACUGUCUAGUCUAUGGUUCAAUGUUGUCAUAAAUUGGAAAAUGGCCGCGAAACAGAGUUCAAUGGAACAAGAAGGACAAGCAGCACCCGAUGAUAUUCCUCUGGCGUCCCUGGAGGAAAGCCUUUUGAGCCUAGAAAAGCUUGACCGUGCAUCACCAGAGCUAUGGCCUGAACAAAUGCCUGGAGUGUCAGAAUUCGCACCGCUUCAGAACCCCAACCAGUCACCUCCCGCUUGGAGCAGAGGACUCACAAAAGAAGACGUGGUUGUAAUGCAACAACUAGCAGCUCUUUCAACUAGUGGCCUUAUAAUGGAAGUAAAAAAACUGCAUGACAUGGCAUACCAAUUGGGACUAGAAGAGGCUAAGGAAAUGACAAGAGGGAAAUAUCUCAAUAUAUUUGCAAGAAGAAAUCGGUAGAUCGCUAGUGUAAUUUACUUAGCAGUUAUUCAGGUUAGUCAUAAAGUCGCAGCCUUUUACUCGUUAAUAUCUUUUGGGCUUUGGUUCAUAGUUGCUGUUUCAAUUAGAUAACUCCAACAAAAACUUACAUAGUAUAAACUAAAACCUAAGGUAUAACCUCGACAAGACUGUUUUUGUUAUAACUGUUAUAAUUAAAAUUGGUAGAAGCUA